Messenger RNA from Exophiala aquamarina CBS 119918, 1254 nucleotides. RefSeq lists its product as uncharacterized. NCBI's taxonomy places the organism in Eukaryota, Fungi, Ascomycota, Eurotiomycetes, Chaetothyriales, Herpotrichiellaceae. The record is from RefSeq and is a predicted model, not a curated record. Gene Ontology annotation, molecular function: catalytic activity. Bases 1 to 1254 code for a protein of 417 amino acids. The transcript has a single exon.
AUGUCCUCCAAACUCAAAAUCGGAGUUUCUCAAUCCCACACUCUGGCCACGCUCCAAGCUACACUGUCGUCCCUCCGGGAAACGACACAGCAAGCGGCGCAGAAGGGGAUCUCUAUCCUCUUGUUCCCAGAAGCGUACCUGGGCGGGUACCCACGGACGUGUAGCUUCGGGGCGGCAGUUGGGGCUCGGACCGACCAUGGACGAGACCAAUUCCUCGCGUACAGCAAGUCGGCGGUCGAUCUCGGGGACACGCCUAAUGGGGCUGGGGACGACUGGAUUGAGAACAGGUUGCCGGUGAACAAGGAGACGGGGAGGCGAGGGGACGGCACACGCGAAUUCCUCGAGGACGUUGCACGCGAGACUGGGGUGUUUAUCGUGACGGGCGCUGUGGAGAAGGCCGGUGGGAGCUUGUAUUGCGCGGCGCUAUACGUUGAUCCGGCGCGUGGUGUCAUCGGGAAGAGGAGGAAGGUGAUGCCGACGGGCUCGGAGCGCCUCGUGUGGGCGCAGGGCCAGCCGUCGACGUUGAAGGCUGUGGUCGCAAACAUCAAGGGCGUCAGGAUCGUCAUGGGCUGCGCCAUCUGCUGGGAGAAUUACAUGCCGCUCCUCCGCUACGCCAUCUACAGCCAGGGCGUCAACCUUUGGCUCGCACCAACUGCCGACCCACGCGAUACGUGGGAGAGUCUGAUGAAGACGGUCGCAAGCGAGGGCCGAUGUUUCGUCCUCAGCGCGAAUCAGGCUAUCAAGAGGAAGAGCCUCCCAGAGUGGAUCACGGGUGUAAAGGGACAAGAAGCUACGAACAAUGAAAGUCAUAGCCUAUCAAACGGGACAUCAACAGCUGGAAGCUUUGCCACAGCAGGCCGUCGCCGAUCCAUGUCGACGAGGACGGAAGAGAAUCACGAGAUUACCUGGCGCUGCAAGGAUGGUGCGAUUGAUGAGGAGUCAAUGGUCUACGGAGCAGAUUCCUCUUCCGCCAUAGUUGAUGCAAAAUCAGCUACUACACCCAAGGCCGCAGGUCGGUCCACUGCUGAUGAAGGCGAACAGUUUGUCUCCGCCGGCGGCUCGUGUAUCGUCAAUCCGCUCGGCAAGACGCUCGUGGGCCCGAUUUGGGAGAAAGAGCACGAAUUAAUAUACACCGAGGUUGAUUUCGAUGACUGUGAGCGUGGACACCUGGAUUUCGACGCCGUUGGCCACUACUCACGACCCGAUGCGUUCAAGCUGACCGUUGAAGGAUUGGACCUCAACCCAUUACCCUGA